Messenger RNA from Cololabis saira (Pacific saury), 5511 nucleotides. RefSeq names its product Rap guanine nucleotide exchange factor (GEF) 1b (gene rapgef1b). Gene Ontology annotation, biological process: positive regulation of GTPase activity; Ras protein signal transduction. Gene Ontology annotation, molecular function: guanyl-nucleotide exchange factor activity. NCBI's taxonomy places the organism in Eukaryota, Metazoa, Chordata, Actinopteri, Beloniformes, Belonidae. Gene Ontology annotation, cellular component: plasma membrane. The transcript is spliced from 27 exons. The record is from RefSeq and is a predicted model, not a curated record. The coding region runs from base 340 to 3999 and encodes 1219 amino acids.
CUCUCUCGACCAUGUCCAGGAUUAUGGGAUUUCUGCAGUUUCUCAAGAGCGUUUCUCUUUAGAAACUAUUGAUUUUGGAGGGUGGAGGGUGAAAAAAGGAAGUAAAAAAAGGAUACUGAAUUUCAGUUCCACUUGACGUUUGUCAGUGCUAUUUGUGGAUCUUUCCUGUGAACUGCUGUGUAACGUGAGAACGGUCAUGAGGAUUAGUUGGUGUAUGACUAACUCUCAGCAGUUCCAUUGAACGAUGUCUGUGGAAAUGCAAGCCUGAUCAUCAGUUCUCAGGAUACAGAAAGUGUAAGCAUCCAUAUCACCUGGACCAGUCGCUGCGUGGACUCUUGGAUGGGCAACAUCAGCUGGAGGAGUCAGGUGUCCUCGGAGGACACAGAUUCCUCUCUACAGGGGGAUCUAGAUGAGGACGCAGACUCACAACGGUCCCAUCGGUCCACUUUCACCAUAAUAAUGGAAAAGUUCCACUCUCCCAAGAUCAAGAGGACUCCUUCCAAGAAAGGAAAGCCUCUCCAGCCCGAGCCGGCAGCCAAGAGUACUGAGAAACCUGCUAACAAGAAAGUUAGCCGGCUAGAAGAGCAUGAGAAGGAGGUGGUCAAUGCACUGCGCUACUUCAAGACAAUCGUGGACAAAAUGGUGGUGGAGAAGAAGGUGCUGGAGAUGCUUCCAGGCUCAGCCAGCAAGGUGCUCGAAGCAAUUCUGCCCCUGGUUCAAGUAGAGACACGGAUACAGCACAGUUCGGCACUGACUUCUUGCCAUAGCCGCGUGUAUCAGAGUCUGGCCAACCUUAUCCGCUGGGCAGACCAGGUGAUGCUGGACGGCAUUGACUUAGAGGAUAAAGAGAAUGUGGCGUCCGUCACCAGUGUCAUCAAAGCAGUGCUGGAUGGAGUAAAGGAACUGGUGAAGCUCACCAUAGAAAAACAAGAGCAGCCAUCACCCACCACUCCCAACAAACCAGCACCGCCUGUUACCACGGCAGAGAGCAGUGUGCCAUCGGAGAUGCCCUCGAUAGAUCAGGAGCAUGAGAUAUCCAAUAAGACGGCUCCAGCACCUUCUCCUGCAGAGUCUGCUCCUGAGUUAGCAGAUGAAGAUGUAGCCCCUCCCAAACCCCCCCUUCCUGAAGCCAAAAUGGCUGAGCUCAGAGCACAGUUGAGUGCUGACGCUGGCCAAAGGAGACCCGCUCAGAAGGAGAACCCACCGCCAGCUCUUCCACCUAAGAAGCGCCAGUCAGCCCCUUCGCCUACACCAGUGGCCGUGGUCGCACCGAUGACCCGUGGUUCUAGCUUACCGUGCAGCGACCACAGACAGGAGUACGAGCAGGAGCUUCUUCACCGGCGUUUCUCUGGGGGGAGCCAUUCUUACGGAGGGGACUCUCCUCGGCUUUCCCCCUGCAGCAGCAUGGGGAAACUCAGCAAAUCUGACGAGCAGCUUUCUUCCAUGGAGCAGGACAGUGGUCAGUGUUCCCGUAACACUAGCUGCGAGACCCUCGACAACACAGAGACUUAUGACCCGGAUUAUGACUUCUUGCACCAGGACUUGUCUGCUGGGGAUAACCUUCCUCCAAUAACAGUGGGCGGUUGCCUCAGUCCCUUGCCUGAGUCUCACAGCGAGUCCUCGUCCCCGGUUCCCGGACAGCAUUCGCCACAUCCCCGCUUCAGCGCGCCUCCACCCCAACAGCCAGAAUAUUGGACCCCCCAGCCUACUAACACUAACCCUCUACAGUCUUCUCGCAUCAGCGCUCCCCCUGCCCUGCCAGAAAAGAAGCGCCGCAGCACUCAGACAUCAGGUCUUUUUCCAGAUGUGGGCUCCAGGGUUCUAUAUGAGCGAUACCCCUCCCAGUAUGACAACCUGUCGGAAGAAGACCUCCACCCUACACCACCAUUUCCCCUUUUCACACCCAUUUCACCCAUGCCCCAGACAAAUGGAGGAGUGUUUGUUUCUCAAUACCUUGCAAGUGAGAGUGCAGAUGUCCCUGCCAGCCCACCACCUCUGCCAGAAAAGAAAAGCAGACACAUCCUUCAGUACAUGCAGUUCGUGGAGGACUACUCAGAGCCACAGCCUUCCGUUUUCUACCAGAUGCCACAGAGUGAAAGCAUAUACGAACAGCGCAACAAGCGUUUCCAGGAGGUCUGUGGCUUCAAUGACUCUUUCAGCAGCACCGAUUCAGUUCAUGAGCCCCUGCAGCCCCCAGCACUGCCACCAAAACAGAGACAACUGGCCUCCCACUCUUCUUCCCCUUCUUCUUCCUCCUCCUCUUCCCUCUCAUGCCACCUCCAGCCGUCUGUAACGGCUCUGGAGGAGGCGGGCUCUGGGCUGGGCCUCAGCAUGUCCGUCUCUAACUCCUACCUGAACGGCCAGGCGUCUUUGACCACACCCACGAGCUUGGACCAGGUUGCCUUGACCAAUGCCACCAUUCUGGAUGGCAGCAGGGGUGGGCCCAACGGUUCCCUGGCCGGCUCAGUGGGUUCAGUGGCUGUAUGUCUUCCUUCUGGCUCUUCUCUCACUGACUCUCUUCACACCUCAGCGAGCGAGAGCGCGAAUGACGAGGGCGGGGAGGGAGAGUAUGUCAACUUGUACACGUCAACCCAGGCCAAUGGGGAGCUGCCUCUCUCCCUCCGAGAAACAAUUGCAGCUGAUGAGGUACUUCAAGACCCCGCCCCCCAGAUCCCGUCUAGUAAUAGCAAAGAGGCUUUGGACAAGGAAAGGAAGGCACAAAAAGUAACAGAACUGCCCGGGAGCGACAAGGAAGAUGUGGACGAACUCUCCCUCAUAGACCACAAAGAGAUCAUGAGCAGAAUAACACUAAAGCAAGAAAAUGACGAUGGCCCUGAUGUUCGUGCCGGAUCAGGAGAUAUCCUAUUAGUCCACGCUACGGAAACAGACCGCAAAGAUCUUGUUUUGUACUGUGAAGCCUUUCUGACUACAUAUAGGACUUUUAUUACCCCAGAGGACCUCAUUAAGAAGCUACACUACAGAUAUACUACAUUUUGCCACAGUCCAGACACUUUCAAGAAGCGAGUCAGCAAGAAUACGUUCUUCGUCCUGGUUCGUGUGGUGGACGAGCUCUGCCUUGUGGAGCUAACGGAGGACAUCUUGAAGCAGCUCAUGGACCUGGUGUUCACGCUGGUGUGCAACGGCGAGCUCAGCCUUGCUCGUGUGCUCCGCAAGAACAUCCUGGAUAAGGUGGAGCAAAAGAAGCUGCUGCGCUACACUAACUCUCUCAAGCCCCUCUCUGCCCGGGGGGUGUCUGCAAGGCCAGGAACUCUUCAUGACUUCCGCAGUCACGAGAUUGCAGAUCAGCUCACUCUUCUCGAUGCUGAACUUUUCUACAAAAUUGAGAUUCCAGAAGUUUUGCUUUGGGCAAAGGAGCAGAAUGAGGAAAAAAGCCCAAACCUGACUCAAUUCACAGAGCACUUUAACAACAUGAGCUAUUGGGUCCGCUCUUUGAUAAUUCAGCAGGAGAAAGCCCAAGACAGAGAGAAGCUGCUUCUCAAGUUCAUUAAGAUAAUGAAGCACUUAAGAAAGUUGAAUAAUUUUAACUCCUACUUGGCAAUACUGUCUGCUCUGGACUCAGCACCCAUCAGGAGAUUGGAGUGGCAGAAACAAACUUCAGAGGGAUUGGAGGAGUAUUGCACGCUGAUCGACAGCUCCUCCUCCUUCAGAGCGUACAGAGCCGCUUUGGCUGAGGUGGAGCCCCCAUGCAUCCCAUACUUAGGUCUCAUUCUCCAGGAUCUGACAUUUGUCCACUUGGGAAACCCUGACCUCAUUGAGGGGAAGGUCAAUUUCUCCAAACGUUGGCAGCAGUUUAACAUUUUGGACAGCAUGCGCCGCUUUCAGCAAGUGCACUACGAGCUGAAGCGUAAUGAAGACAUCAUCUCUUUCUUCAACGACUUCAGUGACCACCUGGCCGAGGAAGCCCUGUGGGAACUGUCCUUGAAAAUUAAGCCCAGAAAUAUUGCUAGGCGCAAGACGGACCGCGAAGAAAAGACCUAGGGCCCGUGGGGCCCCUCCAACACUGACCUCCAACUGUGCUUCAUGACACUAACUCCACUUUACCACAGACUGAGAGACAAACAGAAUCAAUCUGCCGAAGCUAAUGGGAGACUCGUGGGAAAUCCAGAACAAACUACAGACAACUUCGUCAUGGUUUACAAAAAGCUCUGCCACUCUGGGAGGUUAUAAUUGGGAUUACUUUGCCUAUGCUACGUAGGCAGGGAGAGAUUCAGAGAUUAUGGGGGAAACCAGAGGAAACCUGGUGCCCGAGGAGGAGCGAUUAAUCUCACAGAGCGGACAGGGAGACACUACGGGAAUGGCCAAAGUCUGCUCCCCUGGGCUCUUUGUUUUAGAGUGGAGCUUCUUGCGUGUGCGUGUGAUUGAACUGAAUUGUCCAUUACUCUCUAAAGCCCCCUCGUUCCUCCUCCUUUUAUGUAUGUGCCAUUUGCUGGUCAUCUUCCACAGCGCUCUCCUGGAUUUAGGAGUUCCCUUCACACAGCAGAACCUUGGGAGCAACCUGCCUCAAAAUGUCACGUCCACACGCAGACGGAAAAUCUGCCGUGGGUGUGAGUGAGGAGAUCUGAACUUGAAGAGAGGAUGGCCAUUAUAGACUGGAAUUUAUGAGUUUGUUUUGAAACAUUUUGUGUAAGAAUUGUGUAUGGUUAUGACAUGUAUUAUAUACAGUGCUCCUUUUGUUCUUAAAAAGGAUGUUUAUGCUAAUAAGAAGAGCUUAGCUUCUCCCAAGUGCCAUAUGUAUGUGCACUAAAAAAAGCAAAGCAAAAACACAAAAAGAUUAAUAGUAAAGAUGCUGUGAUCUAUGUACGUCAUACUGAAUCAUUGAGUGCCGUGUUAAGUAUAGAAGAACCAUCAGGCAAUCACAAUCGUCCCAGUCAUGUCAGCAUAUGAGCGAGUGUGUGUGACUGGAGUCCCAGUGGCUUGUGUGUUUCUCAUUCCAACAUUUGUUGUUGUAAAUCAUCUGAUUUCUUUUUUGGGAUAAUGGUCAGAAGCCAACACAUCAAUCACACUGUGCUCUCAAACUCCAAUAAAACAAACAGCUUUGUUUCUAGAAAAACAGCACCUUUGUCUGAACCUUCAUUUUCCUUUUAAUAAAACAAACGCCGAAGGAGCUCAUAGCAGAAUUUCUAUUUAUUGUACAUUGAGUGGAAAAAUAAAUAAAAAGAAAAAUAAGGCAUCAGUUCAGAAUUAAAAACAAUGAAAAGGAAGCAGUCAAUAUUACAUUAGGUGUGAUUACUAAGAUGCAUAUUGUGACAUAAUUGGAUAAAAGAAUAUUAAGGACAGGAAUGGCAAAAAGUUUACUUUAAUUUAUUAAUAUAAUUUAAAUAUUCUAUUUAUUAUUUUUCAAAGAAACAAGUGUGAGACAGUUUACCCUGUAUGGUCAAAAUGUAAAAAAAAACUGAAAGGAACCUUUUUAAUACUUUUUCCAUAUGACCUUUUCAUUUCAACAACAGCUUGGUUGAACAUUUAAAAAAAAAAAAAAAAAAGAAUUAAAAA